Symbiodinium pilosum is the source of this 2961-nucleotide messenger RNA. The record is from the annotation of a GenBank genome assembly. Lineage: Eukaryota; Dinophyceae; Suessiales; Symbiodiniaceae.
AUGACCAUGACUCGUGGACCCGUUGGCCUUGUGCUUGUGCUGGCUGUGGGACUGGUGCGUGCUGACUUCUUGUACAACGACAAGUUGGGUGCUGGGAAGUCUCCAGUCCUUCCGCUGGGGAGUGCUGAGCGCUUGGUGAAGAAAGCGUACGAGAUUACUCGAACGACCACAGGCGCCUUGGGCAAGUUGGGUGGCCAGCAUUCGCAGCUGGUGUUGGACUUCGGCGUUGAUGAGCCCAUGCUGGCCAUUGACCUGCACACCGUCCGCGACCCAAAGAAGCCAGAGGUGCGACUGGAUCUUGGGUCCAUCUUUGUGCUCCGCAUUCCCUAUGAGGAUGUCCAGACGUCAAAGACUCAGAACUCGGCCGUGACCAUGACUAAGGAGGAGCUAGCCUCGGCCAAGGCCAAAAAUCCAAGCUUCGCUCCGAAAUCUGUGUACCGGAUGUUGCAGCUGAGCAGGGAAGUCUCAGAGCAGGAAAUCUUCUCCUUCCUGCGUGUAUGGCACAAGCUCUUCGCGCACCGCUACGGCAAGUUCCAGUUUAACUGCCAGGUGAUGAUUGGCAUGACCUGGUCGUACAUGGAAGAUAAUCGGAAGUCCAUCACUUGCCCAAACUGCAACCUCUUCAGCUUGCCGACCGAGGAUGAGAUUCUAGCCGCGGGCGAGAUGACACGAGAGCGGCAGCAGGCCAUCCGCGGAGGCAUGGUAGAGCACGUCCCGGGCCUUGUCGUCGACACGCUGGAUAUCCUUGAUGGGCGCUGCGGCUUUCGAGAUCGGCCAGUGGCCGGCAACAUCUCGGCUUUCCCAUCCCCGCGGGCCUUGCCCUUGACAAAGCACCAGCUGAUGGGUGACGGCACAGCAAUCUUCCGUGCUUACACAUUGGGUCUGCACCACAUCGGCUCCAGUUUCGAUUUCUCUGAGCACCCUCUCGUCUUCCGUGGGGAGCUGAGCUACAAGAAGCGUGCCUUUACAGCUGCAGAGCACUCGCUGUUGUACAAGGAUGACAACGACAAGUUGGAAGCUGCUGCGAAGACCAGCAUCAAGUUGGGCCCCUUCACGCUUGCGCUGAACAUGGGCGGGGGGCUCCUCAGGUAUCUCAUCAACUUGCCUGGCCACGAAACGAGCUCUUCAACAGUGAGCACGGGCAUGCAACUCCUGAAGCAGAUGGAUCUGGGACGCCGUGCUGUACGGUCUGCUGAUGGGCAAAUCAAGUACAGUGGACGGCAGCGGUACACCUAUGCUGUGACUGACACUCGGCUGGAGAUCGCAACUGGCGGCAUGCUGGACACAUUGAAGAUCCCACUCGGAGUGACAGGUCUGCUGUCCAAGAGAAUGAAAUUUGACCUCUUGAGCAAGCACAACAUGCAUGCUGGAUCCCGCAAAGACUUGCGCUAUGCGGGUGAGCUAGUCGUCGUGAACAAGAAUCCAGCCCACGCGCACGAUGUGGAGCUGUGGACCGAGGACGACGAGUACGAGUUGGUCUUCGACAACGGCUCUGGGUCUUACAAGCCAUAUUGGCCGGCGCCGGAGUUUGAAGAGCUGAUCCGCUGCAACCUCCCAGACGUGCCUGGCAAGUUCUCAAUCCGUGUGAUGCGUGGCUCCUUCGGUGCCAACCAAACAACGCUAGACGCGUAUUGCGACAUUUGGCACGGAGUGGACGAGAUCCCAGAGGCAGAGGAGUGCAAACGUUCUCUGGGCUUCGUGGCCGUGCAGCCCGAGGUGCACAAGUGCUGCGGCACUUAUGCUUCCGUGAAGGAGAAGGAGGAUGAGGGGACCUGCACAUGGCAGUGGCCAGCCAAGAAGGACGAAGAUUGCGUGGAGGUUCCGGGCCACUGCUGCCAGGAGUCCGUCGUAAGCCAGCCCGGUGCCUGCCUCGCGGAGCCCGUCUGCCAGGCGCAAGUCAUGGAAGCAGAUGGUCAGAUGGAGGCGUUCCUGGGCAAGGUGGAUGCAGGAGUGAGAAAGUGGCUGGGCGGCCGGCAUGACGAGUGUUUGGCGCGUCAGUGGCGCACGCGGAUGUUCGAGUGCUUUGCGGCCCAUCAAGUCGGCAGUCCGCAAAGCGAGCGCGCCUUGGUUUGGCUGCUGGAGUUGAAGACGUACUUCGAGAGCAAUCCCUCCAACCAGGCUAGGUGGACCAGCUAUCUGGACAACCUGCAAAAGCAGCUGGACAUCAAGAAGCUCACGCUAGAGCAUCUUCAGCACGGCCCAACCAACUUGGGUAAGGAUGCGGUGGUUGCGCAGUGCGUGCUGCCGUUUCUCAACAACGCCUUCUCGUACGUUCCCUUGAGUCUAAAGCUCUCCAACUUCUUGAAGAUGGGCGUCUAUGAUCCUGCGGAGGGCAAAAUCCAUGGUGCCAACCUCCAGAAGCUCAGGCUGCAAUAUCACCAGUACAUCUUUGACGAGCUCGAUUACAAGGGUGAGAGCUACAAGACUGGCCACGACGGAGAGGAGGGCUGCGGGUUUUCGCUGACAAUUCCCAGGGCUGCUGACGAAUGGGGCAACGCCAUUGCUUCGCAGGAAAACGGAAGUCAAGCGGAGACCUUCGAGGUUGAACUCACUGCAGAGGAGCUGGCAGUCGUAGAGCUCACGGACACACUCGGCACCUUCGAGGUGCAGUGUGGGGCUGUGAUCAGCGGCAGUGACCUUCCCUUUGGCAGUUCACUGGCCGGGUCGAUGGUCUUGGCUGUCGACGGCACAGCCACUCAGGAGAAGAGCUUUUGGGAGACUGAGGUGAUGAUCACCUCGAGCCUCGAAAAAGGCAGUGUUCGCUUGAAGCUCAUGCGCGGCAUCAAUCCGGGUUUCUGCCGAACGAGCGCUUGUCGAGACCGCACCCCCAUCACGGGUUCGAAGGAUUUCACCAGGUGUUGGAUCAGCAAGGGCUUGCAGGUUUGCGGUGAGUACUGCUGUUGCCCAAGCGGUUAUGAGUACCGAUCCAGCUUCCUGCUUGCUCAGUGCAGCAGCUGCUGA